AUGUGGGCGCGUUCGUGUUUCCUCACGAGACUCGUCGCCUCAUCCGUCAAAAUUUCCGAGACGGCCGGCGGCGUGAUCAAGGAAAUUCUUUGCGGAGGCGAGCUGAAAAUCGUUGACAAGGGCGGAAAUGGCAAACCCGCAGAUCUACAGACCGAAGCGGACCGAGCGGCCCAGUACUGCAUAGUUCGUUCCCUGCACAAGGUCUUUGGCGAUAAUUUGACAAUUAUUGGAGAGGAGGAUGUCACCUCCUACACGCCGAAAAUUGAAGAGAGUUACUGCGCGAAGGUCUUGUCGCUCGACGAGCGGUGUCCGGCCGAUUUGCGUGGAAUUAAACCGGAAGAUGUGGUAAUUUGGGUCGAUCCGCUCGACGGCACCGUCGAGAUCGCAAACGCCGCAAAGAAAACACCCGCCGUACUCGCCCAAGUGACGGUGUUGAUUGGGAUCGCGUACAAGGGACGCCCUGUAGCCGGCAUCAUUCAUCAGCCCUACUACGAGGGUCAUGAAACCGGGCGGACAGUGUGGGCGAUUAACGGUGUCGGCACGUACGGCAUGGACUAUGUGAAAGCUGACAAUAAGCAACAAAAAGUGGUGGUGACGACAAGGAGCCACGGCACCUCAUCAGUGGACGCAGCCCUCGAUGCGUUGAAUAAGAAGGGACUCGCGGAUCAGGUCGUUCGGGUUGGAGGCGCCGGGUAUAAGGUGAUGCGCGUGCUAGAAGGGGCGGCGGCAUACGUGUUUGCCAGUCAGGGCUGUAAAAAAUGGGACACGGCAGCAUGUGAGGCGGUGAUUGAGGGCUCAGGUGGUCGUCUAACAGACAUCAGCGGCCGGAUGCUCAACUACGACAAGGGCGUGCAGCUGAACAAUUCUGGCGGCGUGUUGGUGACGUCUUGCUGGGUUGAUCAUCAGGAAUACCUUGGCAGCAUACCGCAAUCCCUGAAAGACGGACUGCCCGAAUUCCAGGCGAAGAAC
Molecule: messenger RNA, 969 nt
Organism: Mesorhabditis spiculigera
Lineage: Eukaryota; Metazoa; Nematoda; Chromadorea; Rhabditida; Rhabditidae
Source: the annotation of a GenBank genome assembly